AUGAUUUCACAGUUCCGCCUCGGCUUGAAGGAGUCUGUUCAAGAAGCCAUGGCAAACUACCCCAAGCCACCUACCUUUGCCGAGUUUUCACAAUUGGCUAUCGACAUCGACAACCGACAGUACGGCUAUGCAGUGACCCGUUCCGGCAACAAAUCUUCCAGCACUCCGUCCCGCUCCACCACUGCCUCAAAGAGCAAUGGCAAACGACCUCGAACCACCACCAUCAUGGCACCAACAGCAGCAGCCAUCGCCAUCGGCACUAUUGUAACGCCUAACGACCCCAUCACGGAAGGAGCUACAUCUUCCACCGCUGAAGUCAUGGAACCGACAACGUCGAUCAACUCUUCCGCUGGCGGCACUGAGCCAGAUGCAUUACUUGCACCGGUCGGAACAACAUGGCAGGACAAGAACGCCGAGGAUAACGAUUCCGAUGUAGGAGACCAAGAAAUGGAAGUCGACUCGGAUACUGGUGUCACCGAUCUAUAUCCCGACACACCACCAUCCAACUUCCGCGAAGUCGCAACCAACACGCUAGCCAGUCUCAAAGCGGAGAACAUCGCUCUAUCCGAACAGAUUGUGUACAUGUCGACCCUUCUGGCAGGACGACCACCUCAGCACCUGCUCCAACACUAUCAGCAACAAAUUGCUAUCAACAAAGACAAGGAGAAAGACAAUGCACAAUUGAUCAAGCAACUGGAGUCAUCGCUGUAUGAGCUCAGGAUAAAGAAGCACCCAGGGUCCACCAUCUCAGCACACUCCACCAUAUUAACGCCAACAGCAGCGACCGCAACAAUUGCCAACAACACCCCAACGGCGGUAGUCGCAACAUCAAUGACCCAACAAGCGGCCAUCAAACCAACACCCGACAUGCCCAGAUUCUCGUUGAAUCCAGCCACAGCCUAUGAAACCAAUGAGACCAGAGUCUUUCUCGAGCGCUUCGCAACCCAUCUCAAAACACGUCUCGGCAUGGAUACCUUCGAAAACGAGUGUCAUCGGUAUCUCAUCGUCCUCACUAACGACGACCAUUAUCAACAAGAGCUACAACGUCGAUUCGCCGCCAUCGAAGGAAACAUCGGUUGGGACAUGGCGGAGAAGGUAUUCCUCAGCAUCUGCCUCACCAAAGAGGAACGUUUGGAGAACAUGCGGAACAUGGCAGACAUGGGACGCAAUAUGGGCGAGACGUAUAACCGUUAUUCCGCUCGUAUCCUUCGGCAUGCACGAGUGAAUGGAAUCCAAGACGAUAACGACAUCAUCCUUCAUCAACUCGGGAGGUCGAUCCCGGGGAUGGAGUACGAUUUCCUGCUCUUUAAGCAUCAGAUAAAGAACCCAGACGCCACAGCCUUUAAAUCGAUCAAUACCCUAUGUGCACUGAUGAGCACAUUAACGGGACCUGAGGAUGCAAUCGAUCAACCUCGGGCAGUGGGACGAUCUCAGGAUCAAUUGCAACAGCAGCAGCAGUCUUUUGGGCCACGGCACAACACCUUCACAAAUGGAGUUCGAGGAUCACGCGGAGCAUCUCGCGGAGCACUCAGAGGAACUUUCCGAGGCCGAGGACAAGGGAGAAUGAACCCCAUGGGACGCAGCAACAGUCAGCCCCCUUUUGGGCAAGCACCCGGGCAACCUCCUCGAGCAGGCAUGAAGUUCUGCCAAGGCUGCAGCUGGAAUAACUCGCACGAAACCAAGGACUGCCGAUUCUGCACAUUCUGCAGCAACAGGGGUCACACCUAUGCAGACUGCCGCACAAGAAUGCGUCAAGAACAACAGCAGAACGGUACUCAAGGUAAGCAAUCUACCAUCACCAUAAAUGCAAUGAAACUAAAUAAUUAUGCUGAAUUAACAUUUAAUCAAAGCAAUAAUAACACUGACAUACCCUUCUCUCUGCAAAUAACCCGCAGGCAACCAGCAAUCCUAAUGAUCACGCAGACAAGACGGACAUUAUGA
Molecule: messenger RNA, 1941 nt
Organism: Linnemannia hyalina
Lineage: Eukaryota; Fungi; Mortierellomycota; Mortierellomycetes; Mortierellales; Mortierellaceae
Source: the annotation of a GenBank genome assembly